AUGAUCGCAAACUGCAACAUUAAACCUCCAGACAAUGCUCGCAUAAGAUAUGGAACAUACCCCAGAGACAGAUUCUCCACAGAUCAAGAGGAAACACACUACAACAAUGGAAACCAGUAUAGGCACGACAGAUUCAACAGAAGUUACGCCGAUGUAACUCAAGGGGCCAACAUGAGCCACCCCUCAAACGGCAUGCUCUUUGCCCUCGUCCACCACAUACAAGAAACAAUAACUGAAGUACAACACCAGAUGAGUCAACUAGAAAAAAAAGUUAGCACAUUAGAGGAAGAUGCAGCACACAGACACAUGAAUAAAAUGGAUGAAGACAUGGAAUCCACCUUUGACUUCACAAUUUCCAUAACAGAACAACUAACUGAGACAGAAGACAUCAAAACAACUCAAAGACAGAUCAACGAAAAACUCAACAAAAUGGGAGAAAUGAUGGCACAGUUCGCGAAGCUAUUCAGUAACAAUCUUUUAGAUCAAAACAGCCACCCUGAUUCGACUAGUAUUCAACAAUGA
This is a messenger RNA of Acaulospora morrowiae, 522 nucleotides long. The record is from the annotation of a GenBank genome assembly. NCBI's taxonomy places the organism in Eukaryota, Fungi, Glomeromycota, Glomeromycetes, Diversisporales, Acaulosporaceae.